AUGAAUUUGAGACGGGCAGAUGUGAAGAAGGCAGCCACUUUGUGUCCCUUCUCCUCCUUGCUUGGGAGACUGGCUUUUGGGGUGCACGCGCGCACACCCCGCUUUAUGAAGAUCUGGGAAGCCCCCAAGACAUCAGCAGCAGCUGUGAUGCAAAGACCCCCAGGAGAGGGUGAGUUUCAGGCAAGGCCCAGAUCCAGAGGAAGAGCAGGAGAACCAGAAAUAGCUGGAGAGAGGGAAGCAGCCGUGUUGCAAGCAGGAAAACCGAGAGUCUGCGCUGGGGUUGGCAACUUACAGCCUCUCGCCUGUGCCUUUUUGACCGCAGCCUUUGAGUGGUAGACCUGAGCUGCUGAUAGCACUGUGCCAUGGCUUGCAUCACUUGCAUCCCUGCUUAGGAAUCAUUUUUGGAUUCUGUUCCAUUGAAAAUUAUGUGCAGCGUCUGAAGCAAUGGGUCUCUGAAUACCACUUUAUGGGGAAUCAGAAGUGGGGACAGCACUGAUGUGCUCGGAUCCUGCUUGUAGGUUUUGCAUUGGGGGAUCCAGUUCACCACUGCAAGAGAUGCUGGACCAGAGGACCAGACCCAAGAGGGCUUUUCUGAUGUUCCUAAAAAACUCUGCAAAUACAGUCGUACCUCAGGUUACAGAUGCUUCAGGUUGCGUUUUUUCAGGUUGUGGACCGCCGAAACCAAGAAAUACCGGAACGGGUUACUUCCGGGUUUCGGCUUUUGCACAUGUGCAGAAGCGCCAAAUCACGCUUUGCGCAUGCGCAGAAGCGCCGAAUCGCAACUUGCGCCUGCACAGACGUGCAGACACGGGUUGCGAACGCUGCGGGUUGCGAAUGUGCAUCCUGCACGGAUCACAUUCACAACCCAAGCAUCCCCUGUACUAAUAACUGGUGUCAUUUUUUAAGCAAAUCAAUCCUGCAAAUCUCCAGUAGCUGCUUAGAAGGAUAGUGUGUUUAUCUAUCUUAUAACAGCAAGGGGUGUAUAUUGUCCAUUUGGUGAUGGUCCCUAAAGACUGAACAGUAAAAGCAACUGAUCUUCUUUUGGUCUCACAUUUCUCUGCCUAUUUGUAUUCAAAUGACCAUUUGGAAGAAAGAAGCCAGUGUGUUUCCUGGUUAUUUGGAAACGCAGAAUAUUCCUAUGGGUCAUUUGGAAUAAACCAAUGAUUUUAUACCCCCAAACAGUUUUGCCCUUGUAGCUAGCUAUAUAUAAAAAAUGUUUAUUUGAACUAUUUAUAAGCCAGGGAUGAUGGGAGUUGUAGUUCAGCAGCAUCUGAAGGUCACAGAUUUCUCAUCUCUUAGUCAGAUCUAGGGGUGGGGUGGGGAAUCAGUUCUGUUCACAUUUAAAGGGGAAUCUACUUAAUUAGCAAAAGAAAUAAAGAACCGAAAAACAUCCCCCACCCCCCAAAAAAUCACAUUUAUCCUAAAUUUUCAGUGCUGUUCUCCAGCCAGAUAAUGUGUACAAAAUUGCAUGUAUUUGGGGCAAACUGGUCAGAGUAAUGCAUAUUUUUGUGAUUGCUUUGCAAAAAUGUUGGGAGAAAUUGUGGUGGUGAGGAUAUGCAUAUAAAGAGGAAUUUGCAGAAAUCAAAGAACAAAUCAUGUGGAAAAACAAAUUUAAGAUUGGGGAAAUUAGAAUCUAAAACCGAGAAACCGGGUUAGACCUGGUUUGCGUUUGUUUUUUAAUAAAUUGCACACUUACUGACAUUGCUCUGGAUAUUUUCCAGUUUCGUGUGCAAAGCAAGGAAGCAUGCCUGGAAUAAAAACAGAAAAGGAGGAUCCAGCAGAGUUCGGACCAGGGGAGUCCCUGCAGAGGGACCUUCACAUCAUCCAGGUGGAGACCAAUGGAGAGCUUUCUGGGGAAGCAGCCGCACACAGAAUUAAGCAGGAGCCAGAUGGAGGGCUGCAACAGUGCUGGGAAGCUCUGCGGGGUAAGUUCCCAAAGGAUGUGGUCGCUGCUUGGCCAGGAUGGGAAAAUCCGCUGCCACCACGGCCUCACCUGGGGAAGAUCCCUACGGAUUUUAAAUAUUCCAUAAAGGGAUUUGCAGACGCCAAAUGGUGGACUCGUGAAGAGUGGAGGGUUCAAACGUUGCCGGGUGUUAAUGGAGGAUCCCAUGAGGUUGACCGGAGCCAGGAUCUUUCUGGGCACCUAGCAGAGGAGGGCAUUACAGCUGGCUUGGAGGCCCAGCGCUUGCGUUUCCGGCGGUUCUCCUAUUGGGAGGCUGAGGGGCCCCAAGAGGCACUUGGACAUCUCCGGGAACUUUGCUGUCAGUGGCUGGAGCCGGAGACACACACCAAGGAACAGAUCCUGGAGAUGGUGAUCCUGGAGCAGUUCCUGAUGAUCCUCCCAGAAGAAAUGCAGAGCUGGGUCAAGGAACGCGGGCCAGAGACCGGCAAGCAAGCGGUGGCUCUUGCAGAGGAUUUCCUCCUGAGGUUGAAGUGGUCUGAGAACCACAAAGAGCAGGUGAGCAAACUGUUUCAUCCUGAGGGUCACUACUUUCUCAGAAAUAAAAAAGGUAAAGGUACCCCUGCCCGUACGGGCCAGUCGUGUCCGACUCUAGGGUUGUGCGCUCAUCUCACUUAAGAGGCCGGGAGCCAGCGCUGUCCGGAGACACUUCCGGGUCACGUGGCCAGCGUGACGAAGCUGCUCUGGCGAGCCAGCACCAGCGCAGCACACGGAAACGCCAUUUACCUUCCUGCUAUAAAGCGGUACCUAUUUAUCUACUUGCACUUAGGGGUGCUUUUGAACUGCUAGGUGGGCAGGAGCUGGGACCGAAAGACGGGAGCUCACCCAGCUGCGGGGAUUUGAACCGCCGACCAUACGAUCGGCAAGUCCUAGGCACUGCACAAAUCUGCAUUUGUGUCUGUGUAAAAAUCAGUCUUUUAGUGUGGUGGCACCUACACAUUGGAACUAUUGCUAUCCAGCAGACACCUUUGUUUUAUUAUGUUCUGCACCUACUAGAAACAUUUUUGUUUAGACAAGCUUUCCCAUAUAUCUAGGAAAGCAUAUGUGUUUCAAGUUUAUUGCUGGUUUUUCAUUUUUGGAACAUUUUAAUUGUUUUUACUAAUAAUUUUAUUGUUCCUUUUUGUUUUUGGUAAACUGCUUUGAGGUUUUUUGCUUAAAGAGAGAGACAAAAUCAAGCAGCGUAUGAAAUAAGUAAAUAAAAAAAUGAAAAUAUAUUAUUCACUGGCCUUCAUUUCAGACACCAUGUGGGCAGCAUCUGUCAGAGACUGUCAUGUUGAAGCUUUCCAUGGAGGCUGUAGAAGAAGGCGAUGGAGAGACCGUGGUCCCAGGCAAGUAUUUACUGAGCGUCCAAGGUGUUUGCGGUGUAGCAGGGGCUCCACAUUCCUCCUAGUGUGAGAGCCAGUGUGGUGUAGUGGUUAAGAGCAGUAGACUUGUAAUCUGGUGAACCAGGUUCGUGUCUCCACUCCUCCACAUGCAGCUGCUGGGUGACCUUGGGCCAGUCACACUUCUCUGAAGUCUCUCAGCCCCACUCACCUCACAGAGUGUUUAUUUUGGGGAGGAAGGGAAAGGAGGUUGUUAGCUGCUUUGAGACUCCUUCGGGUAGUGAUAAAGCGGGAUAUCAAAUCCAAACUCUUCUUCUCUUCUUCUUCCUAUGUGAAGUUCAGAGUGCACCUAAAAUCCACACUCCUGCUUUGGAAACCGACAUAGGGUAUGAUGUCAAGAUUCCCGCCUCCCCCUUAAAAAAUAUGUUUUCCUCGGUUGGACCUGAAUGAGGCAGUAGAAGGGCUAUACCACUUCAGAGUUGUUGAUGUGGAAUCCUGUUUUUAAACACUUUUCUUCCUAACAAAGUCUUAAAACAGCUAUACUGCUUCCCAGUUAUUUUCCAGGCCCCCUUCAAGGUGUCAGCUUUGGCAUUUAAAGCCCUAAAUCAGGCUUCCUCAACUUCGGCCCUCCGGAUGUUUUUGGCCUACAUCUCCCAUGAUCCCUAGCUAGCAGGACCAGUGGUCAGGGAUGAUAGGAACUGUAGUCUCAAAACAUCAGAAGGGCCGAGGUUGAGGAAGCCUGCCCUAAAUGUUUUGGGAUCCAAAUAUUUGCAGAAGGCUUUCUUCCAUAUUGACCUCCCUAUAUGUAUUGUAGUCAGGGCUUUUUUCAGUUGGAACUCAGUUCUGACACCUCCUCAGUUGGGUGCCGUUGCCAUUAUAAGAGAACAAGGAGACAUUAAUGAUGAGUUCCGGCACCUCUUUUUCUAGAAAAAUAGCACUGAUCAUAGUGAAUACCACUCAUAUUUGUCUGCACAAUUUUUGUCCCUGGCCUCGGAUGAAUAUCCAGAUUACAGGAACUUCCACUCCCUUUUCCAUUUUUGAUGGAAUUAUCUGACACCCCUGAUGAAAUGUAUAGGGUUGUUUGUGAUUUUAGUCGACAUCUAUGUUCUUGUUUAAAUGAGUGGUCAACUUGUCCUCUUAAUUAUGAUGCAUAGAUCAGUUCUUACUCCACUUUGUGUCCUUCGUGUGACCGAUUUAACAGGUGUCUUGUUUUCUUCCAGCUGUUGACUGGCAAGUGAAGGUGAAAGAGGAGCCCAAGGAUGAAGAGACUCUUCUGCCAGAAGGACCCAAGAAAGGAGAUGUCCCCACAGGAUCAUGGGAAAACACCAAAGGGAAAAGUCCUCAGGAUCCUGAAAUGGAACUGAUGCCCAGAGGUUUGCAGGUUCAAGAAAAUCACAUAGAAAACCAACCAUGGAAGACAGCAGAGCUUUCCUUUCUCCAUGAGGGUGCUCGCACAGGCUCACACAAGAGGGCCUUCCAGGACGGACUGCUCCGGCGUAAAAGAAAGAAGGCGGGUGUGGAUGGCGGGAAGAACUCGUUCCCGAGCUCUGAUGUCCUCAAGAAGCAGAGACUGCCGACGGCAGAAAAGGCAUACAAAUCCUCAGAAUGGGGCAAGAGCCUCAAGUUGAGGCUGCACCUCAAUAUGCCUGAGAGGAAACGCAUGGGAGGGAAACCCUCCAUCUGGUCGGACUUUGGGAAAAGGUUCCCUCAGCCUUACGAUGCUCCUCAGCCCCGGGAAAUCCAGACAAGAGCAAACCAACACGUAUGUUCGGAGUGCGGGAGGACCUUCAGCAGGCAAUCCCACCUCCUCAUACACCAGCGCAUGCACACAGGAGAGAAACCGUAUACGUGUUCGGAGUGUGGGAAGAGCUUCAGCUACAGCUCGGUCCUUACAGAACACGAGAGAAUCCACACAGGGGAGAAGCCCUACGAGUGCUCGGACUGUGGGCAGACCUUCAGCCGCAGGUCGUACCUCAUUCAGCACGAGAGAACCCACACGGGGGUGAAGCCCUACGAAUGCUCCGAGUGUCAGAAAUGUUUCACGCGGCGCAGCGGCCUUCUUCGACAUCAGAAGCUGCACGUGGAAAGGAAGCCAAGCUGA
Podarcis lilfordi (Lilford's wall lizard) is the source of this 5383-nucleotide messenger RNA. The record is from the annotation of a GenBank genome assembly. Lineage: Eukaryota; Metazoa; Chordata; Lepidosauria; Squamata; Lacertidae.